Molecule: messenger RNA, 1404 nt
Organism: Fonsecaea nubica
Lineage: Eukaryota; Fungi; Ascomycota; Eurotiomycetes; Chaetothyriales; Herpotrichiellaceae
Exons: 1
Coding region: 1-1404 (467 amino acids)
Cellular component (GO): mitochondrion
Molecular function (GO): pyridoxal phosphate binding; transaminase activity
Source: RefSeq, a predicted model, not a curated record
AUGGCUCCUAUGAUCGAGGACAGAGUGCAGCCACCCUCCAAUAACCCCGUCUCCGUCAAAUAUGGGGAUAAACCCAAUAUAUACACGGACGUCAACGAAGACGAACUCCAGACCUCGGCGAAGGCGUACUUGGCCAAUUAUGGCACCAAAUUCGAGAAAGACAUCAUUACAGGCAGCAAGGGACUGUAUGUCUAUACUGCCCGCGGCCACCGAGUCAUGGACUGGACGUCGGGCCAGAUGUCCUGUCUUGUGGGGCAUGGUCAUCCAGAGAUUGUCUCCACGAUCCACGACCACGCCGCCAACCUGGACCAUUUAUUCUCCGGCAUGCUGUCGCCCCCAGUCAUCAACCUAGCUCAACGGCUCACGUCGGUCCUGCCCAAGGGGUUAGACAAAGCCUUCUUCCUCUCCACAGGCGGCGAGUCCAACGAAGCAGCCAUCAAAAUGGCCAAAGUCUACACGGGCAAGUUUGAGAUUGUUGGCCUAGGCGCGAGCUGGCAUGGCGUCACGGCACAGGCGCUAGGUACUCAAUACCACUUCGGUCGCAAGGGCCAGGGACCCUUGAUGCCAGGUAUGCAUAUGCUCCCUCCCCCUAAUGCUUACCGCUCCAUCUUCCGCAAUCCGGAUGGCUCCUACGAUUGGGAAACCGAACUCAACUACGGCUGGGACCUGAUUGACCGGGCCUCGUGUGGCUCCCUGGCGGCCUGCAUCGUCGAGUGCAUCCAAUCGUCGGCGGGCAUGCACGUGCUCCCGGAGGGGUACUUGAAAGCGCUUAAGAAGCACUGCGAAAAGCGGGGCAUGCUGCUUAUUGUGGACGAGGCUCAAACAGGUGUCGGUCGCUGUGGGGACCUAUUCGCUAUUGAUCAUGAAGGUGUCGUCCCGGAUAUCCUAACACUUAGCAAGACACUGGGCAAUGGCCUCCCCCUGAGUGCUGUGGUCAUGAGCUCCAAGAUUGAGCGAGUGUGCGCCGAGCGCGACUACUGCUUCUACACCACGCAUGUUAACGACCCGCUGCCAGCGGCCGUGGGUGACAAGGUUCUCGAAAUUGUUCUGCGGGACAACCUCGUCGCCAAUUCUCGUGCCAUGGGCCUCCACCUUCAGGCUGGCCUUCAGCGCCUCAAGUCUCGGUACGGGUGCAUCGGCGACGUGCGCGGUCGCGGGCUCAUGGCCGGUGUCGAAAUCGUGGGCGACCGUGAAUCCAAGUCCCCAUCGAUCGAAUUGGCCCGAAACAUCUCCUACAAGAUGUACGAGCUGGGUCUCUGGGCUAAUCUGAGCAGCCACUCGAGCUUUGGUGGGGUGUUUAGGAUUGCGCCGCCCAUUGUCAUCACCAAGGAGCAGCUCGACCAGGGUCUCGAGAUUAUGGAGAAGGCACUCCAGGCCACUGCCGGGACUAUGCCAUUGUACUAG